Molecule: messenger RNA, 7543 nt
Organism: Spodoptera frugiperda (fall armyworm)
Lineage: Eukaryota; Metazoa; Arthropoda; Insecta; Lepidoptera; Noctuidae
Gene: Hipk
Product: homeodomain-interacting protein kinase 2
Exons: 23
Coding region: 495-3905 (1136 amino acids)
Biological process (GO): peptidyl-serine phosphorylation; peptidyl-threonine phosphorylation
Cellular component (GO): cytoplasm; nucleus
Molecular function (GO): ATP binding; protein tyrosine kinase activity; protein serine/threonine kinase activity
Source: RefSeq, a predicted model, not a curated record
UAUUAACCGUGGCACGCAAUCCGCAGCUUGAUUCGUGCGAGUCCGUCGCUUUCGUCCGUCAGGGACUUGGUGCGACGUAAACGGGUGUGUGCGAAAGUAUGAAGUGAAAUCGUACUUAAAAGUGUGUGAAAUGUUAAGUGUUAGUUUUUAUUGUGCGUAAAAAACAAAAAUGAGUGCGAACGGAUAAAAAAGUUUUCUUUUCUGAUCCCCAAAACAUUGUACGCAUCGGUACACGUAACAUUUCGUAUGAACGGUUUCAAAAUGGCUGUGUUUUGAAGGACCCUUUGUCCGCUUUCGUGUGCUUCUUUCAGCAUGAUAGUGGGAUCGUACUGUCACAAAAUUGUCUUAGAGAGGUGAGGAAGGCUCUUGCUAAGUUUUAGUGGUACUUGUGUAGAACAACGGAGUGGAAAAGUACUGGUCCCCGCCGAUGAGCGGUGUCGGUUGAUUGCUUUCUAUACGAGCGAUACCCACGAAACGAUUGCUAGCAACGUGGAAUGCAUGUCAUGUACCCGGAGCCGGCGUCGCAAUACCACAGCAGUCAGCCCCAGUGCCCGCAGCCAGAGUACCAGCCGGCAGCAUCGCCGGCCUUUCAGCAGCCAGCUAAGAAGCGCCGCUUACUGAGCCCCACACAAACGCAACACCAUAACGGAAUACCACACGCACAGCUUGACAACAGCGGCUACAAGAACAAGUGGUGGUCAGGCGUCGGGCCGGGCUGCUGCACCGCGCCCGCCGUGCCGAGUCGCGCGUGCGAUGCGGAGCGGUCCCCGCCGCCCGCGCCGCCUCCCGCUCCGCCUGUGCUUUGCGCCAGACCCUGCUGUCGCGACGCCACUGUCGCAGAUAGCAUUGAUACACGUCGCGUCGUCGUUGAACAAGUCGGCAGCGGCGGCGGCGCGGGCGCGAGCGGCGCGCGGCACAAGACGGCUCCCCAGGCCGCAACGACGACGGCACACAGCAAGCAGCUGGCGGCGGGCGGGGCCAACCACCCGCCCCAGCCGCAAGAUCCACAAGGAAACAAAAAAUAUGAUAAUUCUAGAAGACCGACAGCUCGAACAAAACGUGAGAUACAUAAGUUUUGUUUUCUCCAUUCCAGGUACGAGGUGUUGGAGUUCCUCGGGAGAGGUACGUUCGGGCAGGUGGUUAAGUGCUGGAAGAAAGGCACUAAUGAAAUAGUCGCCAUCAAGAUCCUCAAGAACCACCCCAGCUAUGCCCGCCAAGGACAGAUUGAGGUAUCUAUCUUGUCCCGGCUCUCACAGGAGUCGGCGGACGAGUUCAACUUCGUCCGCGCGUACGAGUGCUUCCAGCAUCGCUCGCACACGUGUCUCGUGUUUGAGAUGCUGGAACAGAACUUGUAUGACUUCCUAAAGCAGAACAAGUUCUCGCCACUGCCUCUCAAGUACAUCAGGCCUAUACUCCAGCAAGUCCUCACGGCGUUACUUAAGCUUAAACAACUGGGUUUAAUACACGCGGAUCUGAAGCCAGAAAACAUAAUGUUGGUUGAACCAGCGCGACAGCCGUACAGAGUCAAAGUCAUCGACUUUGGAAGCGCUUCGCACGUCAGCAAGGCCGUCUGUAAUACGUACUUGCAGAGCAGAUACUACAGAGCACCGGAGAUAAUCCUGGGGCUCGCGUUCUGCGAGGCCAUCGACAUGUGGUCGUUGGGCUGUGUGGUCGCGGAGCUGUUCCUGGGCUGGCCGCUGUACCCCGGCUCCUCGGAGUACGACCAGAUCCGGUACAUCUCACAAACACAGGGUCUGCCAACUGAACACAUGCUCAAUAGCGCUAGCAAAACGGCGAAGUUCUUUUAUCGUGAUGUGGACAGUACAUAUCCGUUCUGGCGUUUGAAGACCCCUGAGGAACAUGAGCUGGAGACAGGCAUUAAGAGCAAAGAAGCCAGGAAGUACAUCUUCAACUGUCUUGAUGACAUUGGACAGGUCAAUGUACCAACGGAUCUUGAAGGUGGCCAAUUAUUAGCUGAGAAAGCAGACAGAAGGGAGUUUAUCGAUUUAUUGAAGAGAAUGCUCACUAUGGACCAGGAAAGACGAAUAACUCCUGGCGAAGCAUUGAACCACGCUUUCGUGACACUCGCCCACCUCGUCGACUACGCGCACUGCAACAACGUCAAGGCGUCAGUUCAAAUGAUGGAGGUAUGCCGUCGUUCAGGCGGCGGAGUGGGUGCGGUGGGCGGCGUGGGCGGCGGCGGGGCCGAGUACGUGGCCGGGGUCGUGGCCGGCGCCGCGCCCCCGCACCAUCUCGCGCUCACCAUCAACCAGCAGAGGCUCAGGGCCGCGCCUUAUGACAACCUUUACCAGCUAUACCAGGGCGGCCGUGUAGCCGUGGGCGGAGCUCGUCAGUACGCGACGCGAGCCGCAGAACCAUUCCCUCAUCAAUUCGUCUCCUCGAUCCUCUGCCAGCCGGCAUACCAGUACGAGAUCCACCAGGUGCAGCAACUGGCCGCGGCCGCUGCAGCCGCCGCCGCCGCGCACCACCAGCACGGCGUCGCCGGCGUGGCCGGCGUGGCGGGCGUGGCCGGCGUACCCGGCGUGGCCGGCGUACCAGGCGUGGGAGACGUGAGCGGCGUGGCGGAGUGGCGAGCUCCUCUCAUCGUGGAACCAGCGCCCAUGCCUGAACCUGACGUAUGGGAUGCCUUCCAUCCACAUCAUCCGCAACAUCAUCACCCGCAUAAGAGAUCAACAAAGCAGCAGACGACGGUGCCGCACUACCAACCGCACCACCAAACGCAUCAAUACAGUAUGGCAAGCAGCGGCGGCAAGAAGGAGCCGACUCAGCUGUCGCCGGUGAAGAAGCGGGUCAAGGAAGGCACGCCGCCCUCCAGGCACAGGCAUCACCAUCACGACCACACCACCGCGGGUCGCGGCGCGGCGUGGGAGAGCAGUAUGGGCGCGGCGCACACGAUCACGAUCCGCGACACGCCGUCCCCCGCCGUGUCCGUCAUCACCAUCUCCGACUCCGACGACGACAACGACGCGCCGCGCCGCGCCAGGCACGCCGCGCAGCCGCACAACAAUACUGGCGGCAGCGGUGAGUGCUUGAGCGGAGCGGUGGCGAGUACCAGCGCGGGCUCGGGCGGGGUCAUCUGCAGCGCGCGCUCGCCCAAGGACGACAAGCAUGUCAAGCAUGAACCGCACCAGAACUGUCACCAUCAUCACCAGCAACCCCAGCCGCAGCAGCCAUCAGCGGCCGCCCAGUCCCAGCCGCAGCCCCAGCAGCCGCAGCAGGCGCAGCAGUCGCAGUGCACGUCCCGUGCCAGCGGCGCUACAGUCCCGGUGGCCACCCCGCAGAGCCAGAAGAAGCGCCUGCUGGCGCUGGCGCAGCAGGAGGCGCAGGCCAAGCGGGAACACGAACACGCGCACUCACAUCUACAGGGGAGCGGGUCGACAGUACGUCAAACGAACGACUAUCAAUGCAACCAGUAUGUGCCUGCGCAGCACAAUAAGAGGGAUAGUAGCGGCGGUUGUCGCGAGUACCUGACGAAUGGAGCUGGAGUGAGCGGAGUGAACGGCGUGAGUGGCGUGAACGGCGUGAGUGGCGUGAGUGUGAGCGUGAGCGGGCCCCCCGCCGCGCACAAACACGCCGCGCCCCACGCCUGGCACCACCACCCACACCCACACUACAAAACUGGUAGUGGCGGAGUCCUGUCCCCCGGCGGGGGAGUGUCCCCCGGGUACCUACCGCCACCGCUCUACGUACCUACGUACCACUACCACACUGGCGGAGUGAGUGGCGUAGGCGGCGUGGGAGGCGUGGGCGGCGUGGGCGGCGUGGGGGCCCCUCCGCCGGCGCACCACGCGAGCGGCGCGCGGCUGCCGGGCUACCUGCAGCCCUACUCGCCCACCUACCUCGUGCCGCCGCACCACCAGCAGCACCUCUGGUACACCGACUGACGACACUAGCCGACACUAGCCCAGUACUGCUCCAUGGCGCUCCGCGACCGACCCGACGGCUUCUGUAUCGUCUCCGACGCGGGCCGCCCGUAGUCGCAUAUAUUCGAAUUAUACUUAAUCCAGUAUAAAUAAAUGUUUAAUCGUAUCUGUUUAGAUGUGUAAUUUAUUACAUGGUAGCGACUCGUAAGCGCUUAUAAAUGUAUGUACGAUAGAUUAGUGAAUUAUUUGUAUCGUUCGAUGUCGGUGUCCGUACUGUGGCGUACGAACACGCGUUUUAUUCACAUGUAUUAUAUGGAUUGUAAAUUUCGCGUUAUAUUUUGCUGAUAAAGCGAGUAGGUUGCAUUUACUAAUAUUUUAUCAUAGUUUAGUGUUUGUACCAAAUCAUUUUAAUGGGAAUUAAUUGAUGUAACGAGUAUGUAACUAAUGUGUUUGUGUGGUGACGCGCGACGUACGCGACUCGGUUUAGUUUACGUCACACUGAGUUUGUCAAUUAUAAAGUUUUAUUUGUGUUGUACGUAGUGAGGAGACGCUUUAGAUAUACGUGUAUCGGCUGUAUCGAGAUUCGAGGAUAAGAGUGUUACGUUCCAUGUGAUGCAAACAUUUAUUGCUGUGUCUAUCUUAUAUGCAAAUUAAAGGGUUUUAUAUUUACGUAGGAUUACUAAAUGUGUAGGGCGCGGUGAUGGACUACUUGUAUAGGUGUAGAUUCGAGUAUAUUAAACGAAAUAAAAAAUCUAUCUAAGAUAUUUUAUAAACAUUUAGUACACACUACUGAUUAACUAAGAUUGUAAUAAUGCAUGUAUAAUCCACAUUAGAUAGAAUGAAAUUGUUUAAAAAAAAUUUAAUAAUGUCCUUUAUAGAAGAUGAAAAAAAAAUUAUAUGUUAUGCAAUUAUUUUUACGACUGCAAUUGAUUUUAGUUUUAAUAUUUUGAUAAGUGUUUAGUGACACUAGAGAGCUAUUAUAUUUUGCUGACUUGAUACGCGUCGAUUAACGACUGGGUAUUUCAGUUUCGCAGUGUUUAACAUGUAUGUAACCUGAUCGUGGGUGUGACAGGCCCGGCCGGCCGCGCCGCGUGGUAUAAGUAUUACAUAAAUAAGUCAUAUCGUACAAGUUCCCUAGCAGUAACACUACCGACUCACGCCGCGCGGCCCUGCUCAGCGCACGCUACGGACGCACGACGCUUGCCGACUAUAUUCCUUACUAUAUUAUAUAUUAUAAGAUACAUCACUUUUACUAUAUAGCAGUAAAUUAUCGCAACAAUCUUUAUUAGAUAUUGAACGCUUCUUUGGACAAAGUUAUCGAACUCUAUUUAGAAGUAUUACGAUGUUAUUACUAAUUGUAACUUUGAUGUAGCGUGUUUUUAUAGAGCUUUCGGUGUCAAGCAGCCGCCAGUGUCGACGGAUAAUGUGCUUAUGUGUCUGUUUAUCCUAUAAAUUAUACGAUAUCUCGUCCUACUCGGGACUUUUUUUAACAAAUUCGUAGAUUAUCAUUAACGAAGUAAAUCGUCGUCUGCCACCCGUAGCGUACACUGAGUACGUUUUUUUAAUUUUAUUAUUACUAUUUGGUUUAUCAUUUUAUUUAGUAUUAAGUGUUUAAUUUAUAAAUAUCCACCAUUUAAUCGCAAGAUAAUAUAAACCACUGCAUUAUUUUAAAUUCAUAUUAAACAUGUUUUAUAUGACAAGACUACUAUGUAAUAUGAUUAGUUUAACAUAAAGUUAGUACAUUAGUUUUGCUGCCCGACAAUAAUGAUUAUGUUUAGUUUCGUAUUUCUAACGGUUGUAGUUAUAACUAUGUUACUUUAUUUUGUUUUAUCGUCAACUGGUUAGUUGAUAUCGGGCACCGUAGUGAAUACGUCAAUAUUAAUAUAUUGCAAUAAUAUUUAAUUAUUCAAACUCCCAAUACGUUAUCUAAGGAUAUUAUUUUUUCCAUUCUACACUUGCUGUAUUCUUCGUAGUGUUUCGCCGAAUUCUCAAACGUAUUCCGUAAGUGACACGCUGUGAGUGUCACUGUGAGUGUACCCGGGUACAGGAAUACCGUUUGAGAAUCCGGGGGUAAUUGUAUCACAGAAUGUUUUCACAAUAGACGAGGAAAUGUGUCUUUUUCAUGUCCUUUGUAUCGGACAUUCUGCCAGACUUACUCAGUACGACGCCCGACGUUACGCCGACCUGCGACUGUCCGCUCCUUGAAGGCGACGAGGCGACUAUUGCUUCUAUGUCUAUAUGUUCAUUAAUCACUCAAAUCUAAUCAAUUUUUGUAUAUUUCUUUGUAUGUGCAAUAAUAAUGAGAUUUUAUUAUGAUGAAUAAAUUAAUCAGAUGCAAUAAUAGUCAAUGAUUUGUAAAAUGAAUGUAAAUUAUUUUCAAUUUUAUGUGAGAAUCAGUUUAUUUUUAUACAAUUCGGUGUUGUAAACACUGCGCUGUUCGAGCAGUAUGUUGCUGGAACGGCUCGCGUAUGAUGUGAAUAGUGUUGUAUAGUGGGGUCGGGGUCCGGGGUCGGUAAGGGCCGGCCAGUCGCCGCGGUCGGCGGUAGGAAGCGAGAUUGCCCCCUCUGGCGAGGCUUUAGUCAAUGAUCUCUGUUGAAACGUGCACAUAUUAUAACUAUUACCCCUACGUAUCGCUAUGUGGCACGGCGUUAGUUCGUCUCAAUCUUUUGUUUUAGUGAUUUUAUUAUUUCUAAGCUUUUAUUGGAGUUUUGGGGUUUAUUUUUAAGCGUAUUAACAUAAUGGAAUGUUAACACAUUUUCUAUAAUAAUUUUGUCCUAGUUCAUAUUAUAUACGUUAUACGUCUGCUUACGGUAUCGUUUGAAAUUGCCUUAUUAUGUUUUAGUGUGUAUAUGGGGCAUGUUGUCGCGGCGCAAUCGACCCAUAGUAUCGCAUACAGGCCGGCAGCGUGGCUGGCCACUGUCCACUGGUACAGUACUAGUACAGUGCUGGUACAGUGCUGGUACAGUGGCGAGCGACGCAGCCGACCCACGAGAUAUCUGAAUGACGACUGUACGUCGACGUGAUUCUGUGAUCAUUACUCAUAUUAUUGUUAGUUCGAAAACUGUAAAUGUGGGUUGUUGCAAUAAGGAAAUUCUUUUUGUGUGUAUAAAAUUGCAUUUUGCGAAGCAGCUGUAUGAAAUGCCCCGUGUAUAUGUAUAUUAGUUUAGUUGUGUAUGGUUUCACCAAAACACGAUACCGAUUAUGUUUAUAGAGGAAAUUAACACGAAACAAGUCGCGAUUAGCAAAUUCGAGUGUCGACAAUAAUUUAUUGUUCUAAUGGUAACAUUAAUGUACAAAAUACUCCGAGUAAGUUGGUAAUAGCCCGCACAUACGUUGUAAGUUGACAGAUUGUGACCCGCUGUGAUGCAGUGUAGCGGUGAAACUGUAAUGUAGGCUUACGUUUGGUUUAAUUCGUGUAACUUGGAGCCACGUACCGGCAGGUACUGGCCGAACUAACUCUACAAUAAUGGGUAUUUUAUGUUUUAAUUUAGCUUAUAGGGGCUUGUGUAAACAAGUUGAAACUAUUAACAUGUUUUAAAAUUCGAUAUGUGGGUGAUCAGGGGAUAUAGCACAGAUGUUGCUUAAGUUUCUCUUCAAUAAUAAUCAAAUAGUUUAUUAUUAGAUGAAAAAUUGUAAAUAAACAUCCAAAUAUCCCUUUU